Molecule: messenger RNA, 2099 nt
Organism: Agrilus planipennis (emerald ash borer)
Lineage: Eukaryota; Metazoa; Arthropoda; Insecta; Coleoptera; Buprestidae
Product: leucine-rich repeat neuronal protein 3-like
Exons: 6
Coding region: 166-1440 (424 amino acids)
Molecular function (GO): protein binding
Source: RefSeq, a predicted model, not a curated record
UAUUAAUUCUUUUUACAGGUCACAAUAUGCCUUUUGUGGAUUUUAGUAGAUUUUUCCCUACAAGAAGAAACUUUUGAAAAUUCUAUUAAUUUGUGUAAAGAUAGAUGCACAUGUCAGUAUUCAUCAAAUGAAAAAUCGGCCGUCAUAGACUGUUCAAAAGCCCGAAUGCAUCACACAAUUGCAAAUUGGCCCGAUCGCGCGUCAAAAACCUCGAAUAUAUUUGCCAAUUUCAAAAACAAUAACAUUACAACGCUCGAAGAGAUGCCAGGAACGGAUGCAAAUUUGCAACUCAUCUUUAGCAACUGCAACAUAAAAUAUCUUAAUACGGGCCUGUUUGAAAGCGCAGUAAACGUGAAAUACGUCGACUUAAGUCACAAUUUACUAGAAAACGAUCAACUUGGUGGGGACGUUUUCAAGGGACCGUAUAAUGUCACAGAUUUUCGUCCCAUAGCUCUGGAGUAUUUAAACUUGGCAUACAAUAAUUUACACAGUUUACAAAAGAAUAUGUUCCAACACAUCCCUUAUUUGAAAGUCCUGAAUUUAGAGGGGAACCACUUCAGGGUUCUGGAUCACGUUACAGCAUUUUCAUUCUCCUAUCUGCCCAAUUUACAAAGUUUAAGUUUAGCUCAUAAUCAACUGACGGAAAUACCGAUUGAUGUUUUGAAAAAUUUAAAAGGAAAUUUAACGGACCUAAACUUGGCUUUAAACGAUCUCGACUUUGUUCCCAGCUCUCUUGCAUACGUUUACAAAACUUUGCAAAUACUGAAUAUAAGUGGAAACCCAAUUAUUGAAUUUAAUAACAAAAGCUUCGAAGGACUCGUAAACCUUCUAAAACUUUACGCCAACAAUUUAACAGAACUGACCUCAGUAACAGCCUACGCUUUCGCGCACCUAAAAAAGCUACAAGUCCUCAGCCUCUCAGAAAAUCCUAAGUUGUUCGAAAUAGAUGAAGAUGCCUUCAUAGGCACUACAAAUUUACAAGAGUUAUACAUGGAGAGUAACUCCUUGCUGCACGUCUCCUACAAGUUGCUGCCCUCUUGGUCGAGUCUGAGGGUGUUGAAUUUGAAAGGGAACCGAUUCUAUUGCGACUGUGAUCUGUACAACAUAUCGCAACAGCUCAAUGAAGACAUCAAACGAAAUGGCGACGGGCCGUACUGCCUGGACGCGAAGGCGUUCACAUCAAGAGAAGUGUACACACUCAAGGACAACGCCUGCGGAAUGUGGCCCCUUGAAGAUUCUACAAGUAAAUCAGUUUUCCAUAAGUCGAUGACGCUUAUGAGAAUCGUACUGAUGUUAAUGAUGGCGUUAUUAAUCAUUUCUACAGCUAUGGCCGUAUGGCUGGCGGUAAUGAAAUGGAAAACAUACAAUAGAAGCCUCAAUUAUCCAUUUCCAAAUCAAGUAGUUUAUAAUCCAGUUUCAACUUAUGACGCGAGAUAUUAGGAGAGCACAGAUUUUUUUUAUUUCAGUACCUACGCAGAGAAAAUUAUUUAUUUCGUAGUAAAAGACACUCAAUCAAACCGUAUACAUACAGAUCUUUAUAUUAUUUUACUUAGUGAGUAAUACUUAAUUAGUUACUGAUGACUGGAGAAAUUUUAUUUUUAUGCAUUUUAAGUAAGCUGGGAAAACUUUUUUUUUUGUUACCUACCUGGCAAGAAGAACCAGAAAUUUGUUCGGCAUAAGCAAGGAACUGGUGUAAGAUAUCUUCGGACUUCUGUGCAGUUUCUUUAAAAGUAUAGAACAUGUCCAAUUGUUCGGCACAACGUAAACAAAUUACAUGAGGCAGUGGGUCACUAUCAGAUAUCUAUAAAAAAAAAAAAGUGGAAUAAACAUUACUUUUAAAACCUACCCCAAUAAUAUUUACUAAUCUACUUCUUUACUGCUUUAACAUAAUGUACAGGUGUGUAAUAAAUAACAUUAAGUAGAUAGGUACCUAUCUAAAAAAAAAAGGCAAAAAGGUCCCAACGAUAUAAAACUGAUAAAUAUUACAAAGCAAAUAAUAAUGAGAAACUUGAUACUACCCACUGCGUUUCUAUUUUUAGAAGUGUACCUACAUUGAUACAUAAUAUGUAAAUUACCAAAUAAAUAAUUUGCCAAUAUCA